CCCCCGCCCCCGGCCUGGAGCCACCUGCGCCCCGCCCCACCGGCCGCACCCCAGCUAGGGAACCUCAGAGUUGGUCGUCUGAGCUUCGUGUGCGCCCAGAGGAUCGUUGCAAGUUCUGCUUCUGCCUGAACUGCUUUCCUGGAUCCCAGAAUGAGGCCUCACUGAGAGCCCUCUGCCUGUGGACGAGGGAGCGGGUCUUCGGAGAGAACUCUUGGGUGGGAAGUUGGUCUGCACUUCGGCAACAUGACCAGCCCAGAGGGCGCGCAAAACAAGGAAAUUGACUGUCUGAGUCCUGAAGCGCAAAGACUGGCGGAGGCCAGGCUCGCAGCGAAGCGUGCAGCCCGCGCCGAGGCUCGAGAGAUCCGGAUGAAGGAGCUGGAACGGCAGCAGAAAGAGACUAACGGUUAUGACGGAGACUAUUGUGGAUCCCAGUCCCUAAGUAGAAGAUCUGGCAGGCCCUCAGAGUACAGCGGCCACCUCAACUCCAGCUCCCGGGCCUCUUCUAGGGCCAGCUCUGCAAGGGCCAGUCCUGUGGUAGAAGAAAGACCAGACAAAGACUUCGCUGAGAAGGGCUCCCGUAACAUGCCCAGCCUGUCUGCAGCCACGUUGGCAUCUCUGGGUGGGACUUCCUCCCGGAGAGGGAGUGGAGAUACCUCCAUCUCCAUGGACACUGAGGCGUCCAUCAGGGAAAUCAAGGACUCGCUGGCCGAAGUUGAAGAGAAGUACAAGAAGGCUAUGGUCUCCAACGCCCAGCUGGACAACGAGAAGACCAACUUCAUGUACCAGGUGGACACCCUAAAGGACAUGCUGCUGGAGCUGGAAGAGCAGCUGGCCGAGUCUCAGCGACAGUACGAGGAGAAGAGCAAGGAGUACGAAAGGGAGAAGCAUGCCCACAGCAUCCUGCAGUUCCAGUUUGCUGAAGUGAAAGAGGCCCUGAGGCAAAGGGAAGAAAUGCUCGAGGCAUUAGAAAGACAGAAAGAGUUCUUUGAUUCCAUAAGGAGCGAACGAGAUGACCUUAGAGAAGAAACUGUCAAGCUGAAGGAGGAGUUGAAGAAACAUGGAAUAAUCCUAAAUUCAGAAAUAGCCACCAAUGGAGAGACUUCAGAUGCAGUAAAUGACGUUGGGUAUCAAGCCCCUACAAAGAUGACAAAAGAAGAACUGAAUGCCCUCAAGUCGGCCGGGGAGGGAACCCUAGGAAAAGCCAAAGAAGUGGAGGUGAAAAAGGAAAUUGUGGAGAAAGUGGGGCAAAGAAAAACCUUACAGAAUUCUGAGCAAGAUCAGCCCAAACCCAACACAGGAAAGGAUUGUGUGGACAGAGGGGUAUCACAUCCUGGUGAGAAGGCUGAGGACCAGAGACCCGCUGAAGACAAUGCCCUGUCCCCUGGACCACUAGCAGGGACCAAAUGUGAGCCACAGGUUCAGAGCCAAGACCAAGAGAACACAUCUGUCCUCAAACACCCAGAGCAGAUCGAGUCACACAAGGUCACAAACAAGUCAGAUGGUAGGGCCAGCAACUCCCCUGAGCAGUCCGGCUGCCUGGGGGGUCUAGACAGUGAAGCGUCAGGGGAUUUGAAAACAGAUUUGGGAAAAGAUAGUUUUGAACAAACACCUGAAAUUGACAAAGUGAGCUGUACAGACUCAAGGGGCACAGGUGGAAACCACACGGAGGAUGCGGUACAGGCAGGGGGUGCUGCCUAUGAGGACCAAGCAGGGACAAUGGCCUCUGGUCCCGGUGAAAGAUGUCUGAACGAUGGGCUGAGCUCAGAAAGAGAAGUACCCGAGCCCGAGGAAGGCCUCGUUCAGAGUCCACGGGCAGGUGGAGAGAACACUGCUACCGAGGCCGAAGACUCGGAAGUAAGGGAUGAGAAGCCCAUGCCGGCAACCCCUGGGGCUCCCAUAGUUCAGAGCGGCCCUCAGGGCACAGCAGGACCAGGCAGCACAGAUGCCAAGCGCACACAGCCUCACGCGAAAGAGCGCAGCAAGCAAGCCAAGAGCGAGCAGCAGGCAGAGGCCUUGGAUUCACCCCAAAAGAAGACAAAGAACAAGAAGAAGAAGAACAAGAAGAAGAAAGCUGCAGCUCCCGUGGAAACCUGCAGAGAUGCGAAUGAAGAGUUAAACUGUCAGGACCCAGACGCCGGUGACGUGGAGGAGGAAGAGCGGGUCCAGGUCCCCGAUAAGAAAUCGGCAGUGGCAGAAAACCCAGAGCAGGAAAUCGGAACAGGAAGCAGAGAACCUGUGGAAGAUGCUCAAAGUGGAAAACAGAACGGACCAGAAGAGGGCGGUCCUACGGAAGGUCCCACAGACAUCGUGGAUCAGAACAGUCCCCAGUGUGAAGACAGGAACAUCUCCCCAGUGGGAAAGGAUGGUCCCCAAAGGGAUGCCUCUCAGAUAGGUAGUGAAGAGGGACAUGGGACCUCCCAACAUCCAGGCCAGAUAGCUGAGAAGGCUACUGAUGGCCACAGCCUAGACAACAGUGAUCUGUCAGGGCAGCUGGGGGGCUUCAACUCAGAAAGUGGAGAGCAGGCAAGAGAGGAGGUUGAGAACAGUAAGAAUAAGGAGGAUUGCACCAUGUCGUGAGGAGGCGGAGGCAGGGCGGGAGGGUGAGUGUCAGAGCUGGCUAAGGACUUCAGCCAUCCACCGUAUCAGAAACGCCAUCCUUCCGCUCCUUCUGCUCCUCACGAUUGUUCUAGUUUCUGUGGAUGCCCCAGGUGUCAAUCACCAAGUAUCAACUGCUUUAAAUUAUAGACUGUUACCUGUAGAUUUGUAUUUAACCAUUGAUCACCUAGCCAGUACUGUUUUUACUUUCAGUUCUAGCUGAGAACGUUCCGUUAGCAUCAAGGGACACCAGGUGUGCAGUCAGGCCUGAAGGAUGUAAAAUGUAAGGUUUGCUUCGGGCCAGGAUGAAUGUGGAUGUUCUUGACCAAGUGUUUCAGGAUCUGGUUGAAAUGACCAAAUAGAUUUCUGCAUGAUAAGCAGCAAAUAUUCAAAUAUAUGUUAUUCAAAUAGAUGUAUUUUCAUAUUUGAUCUUAAUGUGUACACCGUAGCAUGUUUGGUAUUAUAUUUAAAGGAGUAGGUGGAUAAGUAGCAUAUAGGUCAGUGGGUGAAGGAGUUACAUCUGGGUGGAGAUUAAAAACUGCAGAGAUUCAGACAUGUACCAGAAAACACAGGGAGACCACGUGCCUUUACCUCACAUAAAGACUUUAUUUUGCACCAAUGCUCUUGGAUCUUGUUGCCAAUGGUACCCAAAUUAAUGUUAUCAAAGACUUUUUACUUUAUGCGGGUGAUGUAAUAAUAAAUUCAUUUUAUAUUGAAUAUUUUAUUUUUACUCUUCUUUGCUAAUGACACAUUAAAUUACAUUUCCUACUUUGGUAUCGAGGAGAAACAGUUGUUAUUUUUUUUUUAAAGUUAUCUGUCUGCCUGAAUGUCUACUUAAAAAUUACAAAAGGCUGUUCUUACACAAAAGGACUCAUUAGAUUAUAAUCCAACAUUUUGUGUUUGCUAUAAAUAUUUUUAUUUGUUGUUUCUCAAUAUUUUCUUAUUGGAAAGUUAUUAUUUUAUCUGCCAGAAGGAAAUAUGUAUUUUCUAUAUGAAGAAACAUUUAGAAAAUAACUGUAAAGUUGAAUUUAAAAGUAUUAGUAAAUAUACAAUCACAAGAGGAUACACUGUAUGACUGCUAUUGACGUGAUAUGGAAUCAUGUGAACUCAUACUACUGUUACAAGGUAGAGUGGAAAGCAAAAUGACCCAAACCUUAGUGGAACCUGAGGCAAACUGAAGAGUCAUAUAAUUGAAAUAAAAGAAUUCUAUAAUUUUACAA
This is a messenger RNA of Apodemus sylvaticus (European woodmouse), 3815 nucleotides long. It is a transcript of the gene Lrrfip1, whose product is annotated as LRR binding FLII interacting protein 1. Gene Ontology annotation, biological process: regulation of transcription by RNA polymerase II. The record is from RefSeq and is a predicted model, not a curated record. NCBI's taxonomy places the organism in Eukaryota, Metazoa, Chordata, Mammalia, Rodentia, Muridae. The coding region runs from base 244 to 2577 and encodes 777 amino acids. Gene Ontology annotation, molecular function: RNA polymerase II cis-regulatory region sequence-specific DNA binding; DNA-binding transcription factor activity, RNA polymerase II-specific. The transcript is spliced from 11 exons.